Lithohypha guttulata is the source of this 1869-nucleotide messenger RNA. RefSeq lists its product as uncharacterized. The transcript has a single exon. The record is from RefSeq and is a predicted model, not a curated record. Bases 1 to 1869 code for a protein of 622 amino acids. Gene Ontology annotation, molecular function: oxidoreductase activity, acting on CH-OH group of donors; flavin adenine dinucleotide binding. NCBI's taxonomy places the organism in Eukaryota, Fungi, Ascomycota, Eurotiomycetes, Chaetothyriales, Trichomeriaceae. Gene Ontology annotation, biological process: secondary metabolite biosynthetic process.
AUGAGGUUCUCUACGUCUUACCUUGUGCUUACGACUUCGUGUCUUGCAGAUGCUGCAAUAAUAUCUCAAUUUUCCUCACCCGGUCGACUGACAGGUAGCUCUUUUGGAAUCCCGGCUCGAAAUGCAACCUACGACUAUAUCAUUGUUGGUGGUGGUCAGGCUGGUAGUGUCAUGGCAGCGAGGUUGACGGAGCACUCAAAUGCUACGGUCGCUAUCAUCGAAGCCGGGAACUUCUAUGAGCUCAGCAAUGGCAAUUUUUCCCAAAUUCCUUACUGGUCAUCUCAAGGCGUGGGAACAGCGCCAGAGGACUACAACCCGCAGAACGACUUCGCUCUGGAGACAGUACCACAAAUAAAUGGCGAAGUCGUACAUUAUGCUCAAGGUCGCAAUCUUGGAGGUUCUUCUGGCAGGAAUCAAAUGCUUUACCAUCGUCCAACGAAAGGCUACUACGAAGCUUUUGCUGACCAUGUUGGCGACUUGUCAUACACCUGGGACAACAUGACCACGUAUCUGGAAAGAAGCAUGACUUUCACUCCUCCAAGUGUGUCAGAUCCUGCAAGAGCAAGUUCGAUACCCUACGAUCCAUCGGUAUUUAGCUCCGAUCCCAACUACAGCCACCCACUUCAAGUCAGUUACCCAGACUAUACCUACCAGUUUUCCCAGAAUGCUCCGGCAGCUUUCGGAAACAUCGGUCUACAAGCUCAACCUGGCCUCAGUAGUGGCGUACUCCACGGUUAUGCUUACUGGACAAUGACAGUUGAUCCAAACACGGGUCUUCGUUCUUCCGCGGAGGCUUCGUUCCUUAACGAAGCAUUCGAACGUGACACAUUAACAGUAUACCUGAACAGUCUUGUCCAGAAUGUUAUAUUCUCAGCUAACAAGACUGCCGUCGGUGUCAAUGUCACUAGUUCGCCAGCUGGCACCCCCCUGAGCUUCUAUACACUCAAUGCUCGUCGCGAAGUACUGCUGGCAGCAGGUGCAUACCAUUCACCACAAAUCCUCAUGCUAAGUGGCAUAGGUCCGCAAGCGACGCUCGACCGAUACAACAUUCCAGUCAUCUCAGCUCUCGAAGGUGUAGGGCAGAACAUGUGGGACACUACAAAUAUCGGUGGUCCAGUUUUCAGAAUCAACGACACGUUUACCACAUAUUCAGACUUUCAGAGCAACCAAACAAUAAUGAACCAAGUCGAUGCAGAAUUUCUCGCCACUGGCAAUGGACCACUCACAAGCAUAGGCAGCGAUAUUGUAGCAUGGGACAAAUUACCUGCUAACGUAACAAGCACAUUCAGCAACGCAACGCAAGCACACAUCAAUAGUUUGCCAUCCGACUGGCCGGAGAUCGAGUACGGUUUCGGCACCACAAGUCGAAGCUUCCAGUCUGAGGAGGGCGCCAGUUUCGGAACCAUUAAUUGUCUCCUCAUCGGUACUGCGUCACGAGGCAACAUGACCAUCUCAUCUUCGUCUAUCCUCGAUCGUCCUGUUAUAAGCCCGAACUGGCUACUCGAUCCACGCGAUCAGGAAGUCGCGGUUGCAGCAUAUCGACGCGCAAGGCAAGCUUGGGAGGGCGUACCGGCUGCUGUGAAGGUUGGUGACGAGCUGUACCCAGGUAAGAAUGUUACAACUUAUGAGGAUUUGCUGGCAGCCAUCACGGGCAGUAUUGGCGCUAUCCACCAUGCCAGUGCCAGCUGUGCUAUGGGACGAGUAGGUGAGAGGGAUACAGUCGUUGACUCGAGGGGCCGAGUCAUGGGAGUACAGGGUCUGAGAGUUGUGGACUCAAGCUCGCUGGUCUUCACUCCACCUGGUCACACUAUGGGUGUGACUUAUGGACAUGCUGAGAAAUUAGCUCAGACUGUGCUUGAUGAUAUGUAG